Messenger RNA from Perca flavescens (yellow perch), 1009 nucleotides. Its product is annotated as palmdelphin-like. The record is from RefSeq and is a predicted model, not a curated record. Bases 1 to 939 code for a protein of 312 amino acids. The transcript has 4 exons. Gene Ontology annotation, cellular component: membrane. Gene Ontology annotation, biological process: regulation of cell shape. Lineage: Eukaryota; Metazoa; Chordata; Actinopteri; Perciformes; Percidae.
AUGGGGAACUUUCCUUUCCUUCAGAAACCCUCGCCAAAUGCCUUCCAGGAGGCGCGAGGUGUGCCCAACAGUUGGGUUUUAGUGAAAAAGGCGGCCGAGGAUCUCUUCUCCGUACAGAUGACACAAAGGAUGUCUCAUGAAAGUGGGCAAGAAGGCCGAUCAGUCCUAGGAAUGUUGGCAGUGCAGGUGGAGAGAGACCCAAAGACCGGAGCCACCUCGGUCAGGUCAGUGGCCCCCGUGGCCGUGCCGUCCGGCGCGCCCACGGCCGCCACCGUCUACGACGACGGCAGGAAGAGCAUCCGCGCCGUGGGCGGCUCGGGGAGCCAACCCUCGAGUGAAGAGCUCGGCCAGAUCCUCAGCAUCGUCGACGGGGUCGGGAUGAAAGCGCUGCUGGACAAAGUCACGGUCACGCCAAACGCCGCCGAGACAAAGACGGAGAAGGCGGACGCCGACAGACAUCCGGAGGGAAAUGUCUCGUCUUCUUCGACCUUCCACGCCACGGCAAAGGAAGACAGAUCGCAGCUGGACAGUUCUGGAAGUUACGACUUGGAAGCCGGGCUGGGGAUUCAGGACUGGGCUGCAGAUGACAGAAGCAUGCCGGUGGUCAGAGACCUUGCAGGAGAAGUUGAUAACAUGGAGGACCUGAGUUUGGACGAAGGCCCGGUCACUCUGGUGUUCCUGGGUUACGCCGACGGUGACGGAGUGGACGGCCGAGACAACGACGAAGGCAUGCUCACAGCGGAGCGAGUGAUCAUCACCAAUGAAGGAGAAGAACACGUCAUAGGACCUGAACCUUCACCUGAGGCCGGGAGGAAAGAGCGCCAAGAGUUUCAGGAUGUUCCCCUGGAUGGGAACGGGGCAGGAGUCAAAGUCCCGGGACAGGAAGGGGAUCGUUCCGCUAACAAACGCAAAACUUGCCAGUGUUGCUCCGUCAUGUAAAGGCUCCUGAUACACCAACCAGCCCGACGGCCGACCGUCGGACUGAUCAGUCCGCCCUAGUUGGUCCAAA